This is a messenger RNA of Leptomonas pyrrhocoris, 1351 nucleotides long. Its product is annotated as putative mitochondrial TFIIF-stimulated CTD phosphatase. The record is from RefSeq and is a predicted model, not a curated record. The coding region runs from base 137 to 1351 and encodes 404 amino acids. NCBI's taxonomy places the organism in Eukaryota, Euglenozoa, Kinetoplastea, Trypanosomatida, Trypanosomatidae. Gene Ontology annotation, molecular function: phosphoprotein phosphatase activity. The transcript has a single exon.
AGUGGUAGGCGUGCUAAAACGCCGCCGAUCGAACUCAUCCUUUUUGUUUUGUGUUGAAAGUCUGUCCGUGUAGUUUGUACUGGACGUUGAUAUAAUACACUGGCUGCAGUUUUAUCGCUAUAUACGUAGUGGUGUGAUGUAUCGACGGUCCUUCAUCCUACUCGCGGCACCGUCGUCGCGGGUGUGGUGGUCGCCCUACGGCAAGCCAGACCGGACGGGGGAGACCACCGGCACCCAGCCAGACUUCGGACACUCCGGCAGCGCUCCCCGCGAUCUUUUCCAGCGCACCACCCGCCACCGUCAGUCGCACUACGCCGUGUCGGCGGGUGGCCGUAGGGUGGCGGAGCCCUCCUCUUCCUCUUCGCCGGAUUCUUCCUCCGUGGCGUCGGCGGGUGCCGGGCGGAAGAAGAAGUCGUACGCCGAGGCGGCGGCCGGCCCCCUCGGCACGGCGGGCAGCGCGGGACAGCAGCAGGCGAUGCACAUGUACGCGAACAAGGAGAACGCGUGGGAGGGGUACACGGAUGAUUGCUUCUACGGCGCAAAGCGGUUUCGCGAGUACUGGCACCGCAUGCUGGCCGACCGUGGUGUGCGUUACUACGUCUUCACGGUGGUGGUUAUGGUGAUGGCGGCCGGGGCGAAGUUGUGGCAAAUGCAAACGGCGCAACGUGCACAGAACGGACUGCUCGGACCGCGCAAGAAGAAUUACCGCAGUCGCCUUACCGUUGUGCUUGACGUCGAUGAGACGCUGUUGUCGUACGGGGAUAAGGCGUUCCGCCUGAAGGCCGGGCUCGUCCCGCGCCCGUACCUCGCAGAGCUCUUGGACUACCUGACCUCCAUCGACGCCGAGGUGGUGCUGUGGGCGGCGUGCAGCGAGCGGUAUAUGCGGCAGGUUCUCGGCAUCAUCGACCCCAGCGGCGUACGUGUGACACAGUACAUCACACGGGACAAGGAGUGGUUCUCGAAGGACAACUACUACGAGAAGAACGUGCUGUGGCUGAAGCGCCCGCUGGAAGACACAAUCAUCAUCGAGAAUCGCCCGCUGAGCGUGCGCAAUUGCAACGCGAAUGCCAUCCUCGUCGAUGACUUCAUCCGUGGCGAGUACAUGGACACCGGUCAAGACCAUCCUGCUAAUGAUCACGCGUUGCGCACGAUUAAAAACAUCAUCGAAGAUCUGGAAACGUCCGGGAUGCCGGUGCCGGAGUACUUGGCGAACGCGAAGGUGCGCAACCCCGAGAUUAAGGAGAUCCCCUGUCACCUGGCCAUUCGCCAGCUGCCGGACGAAAUUGCUCGCGGCGUUUUUUACUUUAUCGGAGACAAGAUGAAGGCGAAGCGCACCAACACGUCGAGUUAG